Messenger RNA from Xyrauchen texanus (razorback sucker), 1406 nucleotides. RefSeq names its product partner of Y14 and mago B-like. Gene Ontology annotation, biological process: exon-exon junction complex disassembly. Bases 23 to 616 code for a protein of 197 amino acids. Gene Ontology annotation, molecular function: RNA binding. Gene Ontology annotation, cellular component: cytoplasm; exon-exon junction complex. The transcript is spliced from 3 exons. The record is from RefSeq and is a predicted model, not a curated record. Lineage: Eukaryota; Metazoa; Chordata; Actinopteri; Cypriniformes; Catostomidae.
CGGAAGUUGGUGUUUGCUGAAAAUGGCGACCCCCUAUGUGUCAGAUGAAUCUGGGAAAUAUAUCGCCGCCACCCAGCGACCGGACGGGACAUGGAGGAAACCACGGCGGGUGAAGGAUGGAUACGUCCCGCAGGAGGAGGUACCGGUUUAUGAGAACAAGUAUGUGAAGUUCUUUAAGAGUAAACCAGACUUGCCGCCGGGCAUGAACCCUGAUGAUGCCGCUUUGGCCCGACAGCAGCAGCAGCAGGUUUCGGGUGGAACAGACAGUGCUGGACUCUCCAAAACAGCCAAACGCAACAUGAAGCGCAAAGAAAAACGCAAACAACAAAACGAGCAAGAAGCCAGUGUGGAAGUGGAGAGCUUGAGUCAAGAUAUGGAUGGCAUGAAAAUUGCUGAAGAGGUGAGGGUUAAUCCCGACGGCACAGAUCUGGCCGCAGCUGCCGUAGAGAAAGCCAAGAAGAUCAAGAACCUGCGGAAGAAGCUGCGUCAGGUCGAGGACCUCCAGCAGAAGGUGGAUUGUGGAGAGCUGAAAAGCCCCAGCAAAGAACAGCUGGACAAACUGGGGCGGGGCGAGGCGUUACGGGCGGAGCUUCAGCAGCUGGAAGGGCAUUUGUGAGAUGAACUGUCAAUCGAGGCAGCGGGGGCGUGUUUUGGAUUUCAACAGCAGAGUCUGUUUCCAUCAUCAUCACAUCAAGGUGCAUUUAUAUGUACAGUAAAGCCGUUAGCAGCUGUAACCACUUCAUACUUGUGUUUUAUACGUAAUGAAGACAUGUGGCGACAUCUUGCGCUCCAGACUCUUGAUGCAGGUCAUUUACAGGACCUGUUUGAGUGCAGAUGGUUUCCACUCUUUCAUCCAAACAGUAGUUCAGAGUGAAUGUUAGUUAUAAAUGAGCCUGUGCUGUAGAGACGUAUGGACUAAAACUCCCUGUUGUCUUUUUUUUACCACCGUAGUGAAUAAUGUUAUGAAACAUGAAUCUGUACAAUUGUGUUAUUAAACAUAGCAUAAAAAUCUUCCUGUUUCAUAUUCCUGUCUGUUACACAGCGAAUGUUUUACUGAGUCACUGAAGGUGUUCUAACCUGCAGGAACACAAGGGUCACAGGGUCAAUUUCUGUUUAGUCCAUUAAUUAUUAAAGAGCUGCUGCAUGUUCUAAUGUCUCUCUUCACUGUCACAUUGAGGUCCUGUGAAUGAAUCUUUCAGAGAUUUCACUGGUUAAAUGAAACAGUAGCUGCUGCAAUUAAAAGACCUGAGAAGAAACGAGGCUCGUUAUCAGCAGCACUUAACAACUCUAACUCGGGCCUCUAAUGGGACAUUUAUAUAUUAUACUUUUUUAAAGUGACGAUUCUGCAAUUUUUUGUUCAGUUUAGCAGAAUAAUGUUUCCACAUUCAAAUUUAGUAAAAAAAAAA